This is a messenger RNA of Coregonus sp. 'balchen', 339 nucleotides long. The record is from the annotation of a GenBank genome assembly. Lineage: Eukaryota; Metazoa; Chordata; Actinopteri; Salmoniformes; Salmonidae.
AUGUGCAACGUGAGCUAUUCUAUCAGCUGUUCAAAAGUCUUCACCUCCAGGUGGGGUCGAGGAUUUGGACUGUUGGGCUCGAUCUUCGGAAAAGACAGUGCAAUGAACCAGCCAAACAGUGUGUACGGAAUCAUAUUUUAUGUCUUUCAACUGUUACUAGGAAUCACCGUGAGGGGCUCUCUCUACCUGGGCUACAUCCUCUACUUUGUCCUCAAGGACUUCUGUGUCAUCUGCAUCACCACAUAUGCACUGAACUUCAUUCUCUUUAUGCUCAACUACAAGCGACUGGUUUACUUGAACGAGGCCUGGAAGCAGCAGCUGCCGGUCAAACAGGACUAA